This is a messenger RNA of Symbiodinium natans, 819 nucleotides long. Lineage: Eukaryota; Dinophyceae; Suessiales; Symbiodiniaceae. The record is from the annotation of a GenBank genome assembly.
AUGAUGAGGCAAAUUACCAAUGAAGACCUUGCAGACACGGCCGGGGCGCUGCUUCGUGGUUCUGGUGGAGGAGACCCGUUGGCGUCAACAUUUUUCUUGGUGGCAGCGUGGAGGCACUUGCAUGGGGACCUUCACUUCAAAGCAACAGCCACGCUUAGCGUUAAGGGAGGGUUGGCAGCGCCACCUUCCCCGCUUGAGCUGGGGGCGUUUCAGGAGUUCUACACUGACAGCGACAACGUCGCCCCCAAUGGCACAGUCAACUACACCUUCCCUACCCAGGAGUCCCAUCUCACGAACGCCAGCUUGUGCAUCGAUGGCGACCCGACGACCUACUUCCUGCUGCAGCCCCACCCGGAGAUCGAGACGGACAUCAUGAUCGACCUCGGCGCCGUGUACAAGGUGAUGAGCAUCGAGAUCCGCUUCGCUUCGUUCGGCGGCGACACGUACUUUGCGAGUCGCUUCACGACCCUCAUGGGCAUCACGAACCAAAACUUCGACAUGUUCCAGGUCGACCAGCAGCAGGGCUCACGAGUGCUGGUCCACUACGUCCAGGUCUAUCGCCUGGGCCGCUUCGUGCGCUUCGUGUUCGACCAGGUCUUCGGCCUAAAUCCAGAUGGCCGCCUGGGCAUCGAGGACUUCAUCGUCAGGAAGGUCAGCGAUAACCUGGCCCUCCGAAGUGGUGUCACGACGGAUGCGACGACAAGCUGGGCCAACUGCAUCGACUGCCAGGUCGUCCAUGGGACACUGUGGACACUGGAGCCCAUGGGACACCUGCUCGAGGACCUUCAAGUUCCGGGAGACUUGCUGCAUUUGCUCUGA